GGGCCGGGCCGCGGGGCCAUGGGCGAGGGCGGGCGGCCCCCCGCCUUCCAGCUGCUGCUGCGCGCCUGCGACCAGGGCGACACGGACACGGCGCGGCGGCUGCUGGAGCCGGGGGCGGCGGAGCCGGCCGAGCGCGGCGCGGAGCCCGAGGCAGGCGCGGAGCCGGCGGGGCCCGAGGCAGCUCGGCCCGGGACGGCGGCGGCCGCCGGAGCGCCGGUGCCCGUGGACUGCUCGGACGAGGCGGGCAACACAGCGCUGCAGCUGGCGGCGGCCGGGGGCCACGAGCCGCUGGUGCGCGUCCUGCUGCGCCGCGGCGCCUCGGUCAAUGGCCGCAACCACUACGGCUGGAGCGCGCUCAUGCAGGCGGCCCGAUGCGGCCAUGCGAAUGUGGCACACCUCCUCUUGGACCACGGAGCCGAUGUCAAUGCACAGAACCGGCUGGGGGCCAGUGUGCUCACUGUGGCCGCUCGGGGGGGCCACCUGGGUGUGGUGAAGCUGCUGCUUGAGGCUGGUGCCAUUGUGGACCACCAUAGUCCCUCCGGCGAGCAGCCAGGGAUGGGUGGCAGCAGGGACGAGCCGCUGGGCAUUACAGCCUUGAUGGCUGCCACCCAGCAUGGGCACGAGGCCGUGGCACGUCUGCUCAUGGAAUGGGGUGCAGACCCCAAUCACACAGCCCGGACUGUAGGCUGGAGCCCACUGAUGUUGGCAGCCCUCAGUGGGAGGCUUGGCAUGGCCCAACAGCUGGUGGAGAAGGGGGCCAACCCUGACCACCUGAGCAUCCUGGAGAAGACUGCCUUCGAGGUCGCCCUCGACUGCAAGCACAGGGACCUUGCAGACUUCCUUGACCCACUGACCACCGUCAGGCCCAAAACAGAUGAGGAGAAACGGCGCCCUGACAUCUUCCACGCACUGAAGAUGGGAAACUUCCAGCUGGUCAAGGAGAUCGCGGACGAAGACCCCAACCACGUGAACUUGGUCAACGGGGACGGGGCCACCCCGCUGAUGCUGGCCGCUGUCACUGGGCAGCUGCUCCUGGUGCAGCUGCUGGUGGAGCGGCACGCGGACAUUGACAAGCAAGACAGCGUGCACGGCUGGACAGCCCUCAUGCAGGCCACCUACCACGGGAACAAGGAAAUCGUGAAAUUCCUUCUGAACCAAGGGGCUGAUGUCACUCUUCGCGCCAAAAACGGGUACACAGCCUUUGACCUGGUGAUGCUGCUGAAUGAUCCCGACACGGAACUUGUUCGACUGCUGGCAUCUGUCUGCAUGCAGGUGACUAAGGACAAGGGCCGGCCCAGCCACCCUCCGUUCCUGCCCCACUCGAAGGUCAGACAGCCCUGGAGCAUCCCCACUCUGCCUGACGACAAGGGCGGCCUGAAGUCCUGGUGGAACCGAAUGUCCAAUAGGUUCCGCAAGCUCAAACUGAUGCAGACGCUGCCGCGGGGGCUGUCCAGCAACCAGCCUCUGCCUUUCUCUGAUGAGCCUGAGCCUGCACUGGACUCCACCAUGAGGGCUGCUUCCCAGGACAGGACUGGCCGCCCAUGGCCCCCCGAUGCAGCUCCUGUGGCCAAAGACAGUGGUCCUGGGAACCCAAGGGGAGAGAAGGAAGAUGCGUUAUUGACAACCAUGCUGCGGAAUGGAGCCCCCUUCCCCAGACUCCCAAGUGACAAGCUGAAGGCGGUCAUCCCCCCUUUCUUGCCCCCGUCCAGCUUUGAGCUGUGGAGCUCUGACCGAUCUCGGACGAGGCACAACGGGAAGGAUGACCCCCCCAAGACAGUGCUGCCUCAGCGUGGCAGCAGGACCUACCCCGUGGGUGGCGGGGGCACAGACGCCGGCCCAGCCAGGCCGGUCAAGUUUCCCAGCCUGUCCAGAAGCCCGGCCUCCCCCACCAGUUCUGGAAACUUCAACCACUCUCCGCACUCCUCCGGUGGCUCCAGUGGAGCAGGCGGCGUGAGCAGGCACAGCGGAGACUUGCACAACCGCUCAGGUGGAAGCAUAGACAGUGUCCUGUCCCAGAUUGCCGCACAGAGGAAAAAAGCAGCUGGAUUAUCUGAGCAGAAGCCUAGCCAGAGGUCAAGUCCUGUGGGGCCAGCACCGGCCCCCAGCUCAGCCGAGCUUCCAGCCUCCCCUGCCGCUGGCAGUGCUCCCAGCAAGAAACUGGAUGGUAGCCCUCGGCCUCCUUCUGGAACGUCUACCACCUCCAAAAGCACCUCCCCCACGCUCACACCCUCCCCCUCCCCCAAGGGUCACGCGGCAGAGUCCUCCCUGUCCUCCUCCUCCUCCCACCGGCAGUCCAAGAGCAGUGGGGGCUCCAGCAGCGGUACCAUUACGGAUGAGGAUGAACUGACUGGAAUCCUUAAGAAAUUAUCACUUGAGAAGUACCAGCCCAUCUUUGAGGAGCAGGAGGUGGACAUGGAAGCAUUCCUUACACUCACCGACGGCGACCUGCAGGAGCUGGGCAUUAAGACCGACGGCUCCCGACAACAGAUCCUGGCGGCUAUCUCCGAGCUGAACGCAGGCAAGGGGCGUGAGAGACAAAUUCUACAGGAAACAAUUCACAACUUCCACUCUUCCUUUGAGAGCAGCGCCAGCAACACCAGAGCCCCGGGCAACAGGCCCUCCAUGGCCGGAUGGGUGAGGCCAGAAGAAGCCGCUUCCAGCAAGAGGUAACAGCAAACAACUGACAUGGUUCUGUAAGCAUUGGAGCCCUGAAGACACAAGGGCCAGCCAGGGGUCUCCCUGUCCUCCUGUGUGCCAGACAUGGGAUCUUGCAGCAAACGGAGCAGAAAGAAAUCAUGGGAGCUGAUUCAGCAGAGUGGGCAGGAACCCCUUUCAUUUGCUUCUGUCUUGGAGCUACCCAAAGAUGUAUGGGCCAGGCCUUGGGAUGGUGGCUGCAGACAUCUGCCCUGAGCUGGGCUUCCAAGGAAGCCCCACUGCAGGGCCCAGGACCUUCCUGAAAAGGUGGCUUCUGCAGCCCAGAUGAAGGGGGCAUCCAUGGAGUACUCUGCUGUGGCCGUCCCAGUCUGUUUCAAGCAAGUUAACGUCAUCUUGCUAACCAGGGCAUCCUGUUGAACACAGAAGAGACUGGAUGUUCCUCCACCUAAUAAAGUU
Molecule: messenger RNA, 3111 nt
Organism: Perognathus longimembris pacificus (Pacific pocket mouse)
Lineage: Eukaryota; Metazoa; Chordata; Mammalia; Rodentia; Heteromyidae
Gene: Anks6
Product: ankyrin repeat and sterile alpha motif domain containing 6
Exons: 16
Coding region: 19-2670 (883 amino acids)
Biological process (GO): innate immune response
Cellular component (GO): cytoplasm
Molecular function (GO): protein binding
Source: RefSeq, a predicted model, not a curated record